Messenger RNA from Penicillium canescens, 801 nucleotides. RefSeq names its product glutathione S-transferase family protein. The transcript is spliced from 2 exons. The record is from RefSeq and is a predicted model, not a curated record. Bases 1 to 801 code for a protein of 266 amino acids. NCBI's taxonomy places the organism in Eukaryota, Fungi, Ascomycota, Eurotiomycetes, Eurotiales, Aspergillaceae.
AUGACUAACCCCGAAACAAUCCACUUCUUCGACCUCUGGUCCGACUUCCCAGGCGCGGACAAGUCAUGGUCCCCUAACACUCUGAAGACCAGAAUGGUCCUAAACUACAAGGGAAUCCCCUACACCCAAAGCUGGGUCUCAUACCCAGACAUCGCACCUCUACUAAAGAGCAUGGACGUCCCACCGCACAAGGUAUCAAUGCCCUACACACUCCCAGCAAUCACCCACAAAGGCGCCAUAAAGUCCAACCCAGAAGGCGCACUCAUGGACUCCGACGCCAUCGCCACAUACCUAGACAAGCUGUACCCCUCGCCGCCGCUCUUCCCCUCCGGCGACGCGAGCUACGCGAUCCUAAUCGCCGUGCGGAAGAUCUUAGCGCUGAUCUCGCCGAGUUUCAGAUCUUUGAUUAUACCUAAUGUCGUUGGGCAUUUGGAUCCUCGGGGUCAGGAGUACUUUGAGCGGACGCGUACUGAGCUUUUUGGGAAGCCGCUUGCUGAGGUUAGGCCUAAGGAUGAAGAGUCUUUGAUUGCUUUGUGGGAUAUCAUUGAGAAGGAGAGCGAACCUUUGAUUAAGAUGCUUAAGGGGCGGGAGGGGAAGAAGGGGCCGUUUUUGGAAGGGGAGAGGCCUGGUUAUGCGGAUUUUAGUUUGGCUUGUAUCUUGGCGUUUUUUAAUCGCUUUGAUCGGGAUGUUUUUGAUAAGAUUCUUGUUCUUGGCGGUGGGGAGUUUAAGGCGCUUUAUGAGGCUUGUUUGCCUUGGUUGGAAGGUCAGGGUGAGGAGAGGGAGUGGCCGAUUCCUCAGUAG